Messenger RNA from Physeter macrocephalus (sperm whale), 2710 nucleotides. Its product is annotated as angiotensin-converting enzyme. Gene Ontology annotation, cellular component: plasma membrane. The record is from RefSeq and is a predicted model, not a curated record. The coding region runs from base 50 to 2710 and encodes 886 amino acids. Gene Ontology annotation, biological process: regulation of systemic arterial blood pressure by renin-angiotensin; positive regulation of systemic arterial blood pressure; proteolysis. The transcript is spliced from 17 exons. Gene Ontology annotation, molecular function: metallopeptidase activity; peptidyl-dipeptidase activity. Lineage: Eukaryota; Metazoa; Chordata; Mammalia; Artiodactyla; Physeteridae.
CGCAGGGCGGGCGCGGCGCGGGAGAAGGGGCUGCACCGCGCACCGCGCCAUGGGGGCCGCGUCGGGCCGCCGGUGGCCGCGGCCGCCGCUGCUGCCGUUGCUGCUGCUGCUGCUGCCGCCACCGCCGCCUGUGGUCCUGGCGCUCGACCCCGCGUUGCAGCCGGGGAACUUUUCCGCCGACGAGGCCGGGGCGCAGGUCUUCGCAGAGAGCUUCAAUUCGAGCGCCGAGCAGGUGCUGUUCUACAGCACGACCGCCAGCUGGGCGUACGACACCGACAUCAACGAGGAGAACGCGCGGCGCCAGGAGGAGGCAGCCCUGCUCAGCCAGGAGUUUUCAGAGGUCUGGGGCCAGAAGGCCAAGGCUCUGUUCGACCCAAUCUGGCAGAACUUCACCGACCCCACGCUGCGACGCAUCAUCAGUGCCGUGCGCACCCUGGGCCCUGCCAACCUGCCCCUGGAGGAGCGGCAGCAGUACAACUCUCUGCUAAGCAACAUGUCCAGGAUUUACUCCACAGCCAAGGUCUGCUUCCCCAACAAGACUGCCACCUGCUGGUCCCUGGACCCAGAGCUCACCAACAUCCUGGCUGCGUCGCAAAGCUACUCCCUGCUGCUAUAUGCCUGGGAGGGCUGGCACAACACUGUGGGCAUCCCGCUGAAACCCCUGUACCAGAACUUCACUGCCCUCAGCAAUAUGGCCUACAAGCAGGAUGGCUUCUCAGACACGGGGGCCUACUGGCGCUCCUGGUACGACUCCCCCACCUUCACGGAAGAUCUGGAGCACCUCUACCAUCAGUUAGAGCCCCUCUACCUGAACCUCCACGCCUACGUCCGCCGCGCACUGCACCGCCGAUACGGGGACAGAUUCAUCAACCUCAGGGGACCCAUCCCUGCUCACCUGCUGGGGGACAUGUGGGCCCAGAGCUGGGACAAAAUCUACGACAUGGUGGUGCCUUUCUCUGACAAGCCCAAUCUUGAUGUUACCAGUACUAUGGUGCAGAAGGGAUGGAACGCCACACACAUGUUCCGGGUGGCAGAGGAAUUCUUCACCUCCCUAGGGCUCCUGCCCAUGCCUCCUGAGUUCUGGGCAGAGUCCAUGCUGGAGAAACCAAGCGACGGGCGUGAGGUGGUGUGCCACGCCUCCGCCUGGGACUUCUACAACAGGAAAGACUUCAGGAUCAAGCAGUGCACGCAGGUCACUAUGGACCAGCUGUCCACGGUGCACCACGAGAUGGGCCACGUGCAGUACUACCUGCAGUACAAGGACCAACACGUCUCCCUGCGCCAAGGCGCCAACCCCGGCUUCCACGAGGCCAUCGGGGAUGUGCUGGCGCUCUCCGUCUCCACUCCUGCACAUCUGUACAAAAUUGGCCUGCUGGACCAUGUCACCAACGACACGGAGAGCGACAUCAAUUACUUGUUAAAGAUGGCACUGGAAAAAAUUGCCUUCCUGCCCUUUGGCUACUUGGUGGACCAGUGGCGUUGGGGGGUCUUUAGUGGGCGUACCCCCCCUUCCCUCUACAACUAUGACUGGUGGUAUCUUCGAACCAAGUAUCAGGGGAUCUGUCCUCCAGUUGUCCGCAACGAAACCCACUUUGACGCUGGAGCCAAGUUUCAUGUCCCAAAUGUGACACCAUACAUCAGGUACUUCGUGAGUUUUGUCCUGCAGUUCCAGUUCCAUCAAGCCCUGUGCAAGGAGGCGGGCCACCAGGGCCCCCUGCACCAGUGUGACAUCUACCAGUCCACCCAGGCAGGGGCCAAGCUCCGGGCAAUGCUGCAGGCAGGCUCCUCACGGCCCUGGCAGGAGGUGCUGAAGGACAUGGUCGGCUCAGAUUCCCUGGACGCUCAGCCGCUGCUCAACUACUUCCAGCCGGUCACACAGUGGCUACAAGAGCAGAACCAGAAGAAUGGCGAGGUCCUGGGCUGGCCUGAAUAUCAGUGGCGCCCACCGAUACCCGACAAUUACCCAGAGGGCAUUGACCUGGUGUCCGACGAGGCUGAGGCCAGCAAGUUUGUGGAGGAAUGUGACCGGAGAUACCAGGUGGUGUGGAACGAGUAUGUCGAGGCCAACUGGAACUACAAUACCAACAUCACCAAGGAGGGCAGCGAGAUACUGCUGGAGAAGACCGUACAGAUGGCAAACCACACUGUCAAGUACGGCACCUGGGCCAGGAAGUUUGAUGUGACCAACUUCCAGAACGCCACCCUGAAGCGGAUGAUAAAGAAGAUUCAGGAUCUAGAGCGGGCUGCACUGCCUGUCAAGGAGCUGGAGGAGUACAACCAGAUCCUGCUGGACAUGGAGACCACUUACAGCGUGGCCUCUGUGUGCCAUAGCAAUGGCACUUGUCUACAGCUCGAGCCUGAUCUGACAAAUCUGAUGGCCACGUCCCGGAACUAUGAAGCACUGCUGUGGGCAUGGAAGGGCUGGCGAGACAAGGUGGGGAGAGCCAUCCUCCCGUAUUUCCCCAAAUAUGUGGAGCUCACCAACAAGGCUGCCAGGCUCAAUGGCUACGAGGACGGAGGGGACUCCUGGAGAUCUAUGUACGAGAUGCCAUUCCUGGAGUACGACCUGGAGCAGCUCUUCCAGGAGCUGCAGCCGCUCUACCUGAACCUGCACGCCUACGUGCGCCGGGCCCUUUAUCGCUUCUACGGGUCUGAGCUCAUCAACCUGGAGGGCCCCAUCCCAGCCCACCUGCUGGGUGAGGGCAAGUGA